Lobosporangium transversale is the source of this 1027-nucleotide messenger RNA. RefSeq names its product CheY-like superfamily. Bases 206 to 847 code for a protein of 213 amino acids. Gene Ontology annotation, biological process: phosphorelay signal transduction system. The record is from RefSeq and is a predicted model, not a curated record. The transcript has a single exon. Lineage: Eukaryota; Fungi; Mortierellomycota; Mortierellomycetes; Mortierellales; Mortierellaceae.
AAUUUGCUUCGCAUUUCUCUCUCUCUCUCUCUCUCUCUCACUCUCUCUCACAAUAAUUCCUCUACCUCACUCACAAACAAGUACUUUCACCAUUCACUCCUCAAAGAAAUACCACCACCUCUCUUCUUGCACCAGCCACUCCACGACCACUACCACCAUAACCUCUACAAAAACUACCACAACUCUUCCACAAUCCGAAUCAACCAUGCUUUGUUCUGUUAUCCGUAAAAUGUGCUCAACAACAUCGACUAGACUACUCCAAGAACAACCACUUCAGAAAUCCACAUCGUAUCUCAACAAGGCCUUCAACACCAUGGCUUCUCCCAUCACUCCUCCCAGCUCUCCUCCUUCUCCUGCUAUGAGCAUGGAAAGCAUCAACGGCGACGAAUUUGACGACCAUGAUUCUCAACAAACUCGCAAGAUCAAGGUUAUGAUCAUCGAUGACAAUGCCAUCAACCUGUCCAUUCUUUCGCGUCUCCUCAACAAGCACUUUGCUGAUACUAUCCAACUCACCUCUGUUCAGAGCUCAGGUCUCUCUGCUUUGAACCAACUCACAAAGGAUGAGGUCGACUUGAUCCUCAUGGACAUCGAUAUGCCAGAACUCUCCGGUGUCGAGACCACAACUGCUAUCCGUACCAACAACUCCCAUACUGGACACUCGAUCUUGGAGCAAAACAAGACUGUUCCUAUUAUCGCUGUAACCACCUCAGACGCUGAGGAGCAACGCGAACUCUACCGCAAAGUCGGCAUGGCUGACUGUGUCUCCAAGCCUAUUGCUGUCCCCAAGUUGCGCAUGGCCAUCGAAGAGGCUAUGAAGGCAGUGCACACUGUCGCUACCACAGGAUGAACUUGAUGGACCUCCUUUCCUUGUUCUUUUACAUUCUUUUUAAAAAAAAGCCAAAAAAAUUUGCUUUUCGUUGCAAUUUUUUGUUAUCACACCAACCAACAGUUCUCUCUCUCUCUCCUUGAGCCGUUCGCUAUAACCAACCAAGUCUCGUUCCAACUACAACGAGGAAAAAAAAAAAAA